CUCUCUCUAAUCUCUCGGAAGAUAAAAGGCAAAUCAAGAGAGAGAAAAUAAUUUUCUCAUAAUUGUUUACGAGAUGGGAAACUGUGCCAUCAAGCCAAAGGUUCUCAAAGAUUCUGACGAGGAUCUGGUUCCGGUGGAGCGAGAGACGGCGGUUCCGGCUGAUCAUGAUGACAAGGAUCCUGCUGAGAAGAGCGAGAACAUCAUUGCUCCUAACGCUGAGGAGGAAGCUGCCGCUGCUGCACGACGGAGCGAGAAGGGAAAAGAGAUUUUGAUUGAAGAUGACGUUGAUGAUCACCACAAACGCCCUUCUCUUAGUCACUUGUUUCAUGAGGACAAGACAGUAGUGGAAAAAGAAGUAACUGAUCUAACUCCGACAAAACCAGACACCAAUAACAAAACCAGUCCUUCUUCAGAGAUUUCAAAGCUUGAUACUACUGCUUUAGGGGCUUCUAAUGUCAAAGAUUCAAAAGAACCAUUUGACGUUCAGACUCGAAAUGACCUCGAAGUAAAGAUUCCAAAAGAUUCUGAUGUUAAGACUCCUGACACUCCUAAAGCUAAGGAAGCUGAAGAAAACUUUUCAGACAAUUGGGAAGUUAAGUUUCCAGAGGAGUUGGAAGCUAAGAAAACAUCUGAAGCUGUUAAGGUUGCAGAAGAGUCAAAACUUCCAGAAACUUAUGAGGUUUCUGCUCCUGAAUUGUCUGAAAUUAAGAUUACAAAAGGAUCAAAUGUUCCUGAAGUCUUGGUGGAUAAGAAUAUUCCAGAAGUUUCGGAAGUCAAGUCUGAUGAAGUUAAAGUUGCAGAGUCAGAACUUCUAAAGGUUUCUGAAGUUGAAUCUACAGAGGAUUUAGAGAUUAAAGUUCCAAAAGUAUUUGAAGUCAAGACUCCUGAAACAUCGAACGUUAAGGUUACAAAUGAAGCAGAGGUAAAGACUGAUCAACUAUUGGAAGUUGAGGUCACAGAAGAAAAGGAGGUUCCAGAAUUUGUGGAUGCUAAAGAGAAGAUCGAAAUAUCUGAUCAAGACAAAGAGAUUGUGUUGCCUAAAACAGAGGAAGAAGAAAAAGAUGUGUCUUUGGAGAAGCAAGUCAAAGAGUCUACAUUGUCUGAUUUAGGAAACAAAUGAGUUACAAGAGAAACAACAGAGAAAUUACCAAUCAUGAGUAGCUAAAUGAUAU
Molecule: messenger RNA, 1172 nt
Organism: Arabidopsis arenosa
Lineage: Eukaryota; Viridiplantae; Streptophyta; Magnoliopsida; Brassicales; Brassicaceae
Source: the annotation of a GenBank genome assembly